AUGAAUCUUCUGCCGGCUGUUUUAUGCUAUAUCGCUGUUUGCCUCGGCCUCUUCAUCUUGUAUAUCUGUCGGCAUUCCCUUCUCUGUGGACCUGUGUGGUGCCUGCUUGAGCAAUGCUUUCAGCGUCUCCGUUUAUUUGUCCCCUUGCGCCUCCGAAUCCUCUGUGGUGGCGUGCUUCGGUGGUGCUUCUAUGAAAAACACUGCCUCUUCCAGAUCGUCUACUUGCUGCUUGUUUUCAUCGCACAUGUAGUGCUCGUGCGUGAUGUUCUGCCUCUCCUCUACACUUACGCCUGGAUGGAAAACCACAUCUUGGUCGGAUUAAUGUGCCUUUUCGCUAACAUUUUAAUGUACCUCGCCGUUUGCCUCAAAGACCCCGGUAUGUUCAUCAGGGGUUUUCUAUGUAUGCGUUAUUUCCAUUCAUCACUGUCGCCUUUUUGCACAUGUAUAACCCCUACAUGA
This is a messenger RNA of Dibothriocephalus latus, 459 nucleotides long. The record is from the annotation of a GenBank genome assembly. Lineage: Eukaryota; Metazoa; Platyhelminthes; Cestoda; Diphyllobothriidea; Diphyllobothriidae.